Molecule: messenger RNA, 3231 nt
Organism: Harmonia axyridis
Lineage: Eukaryota; Metazoa; Arthropoda; Insecta; Coleoptera; Coccinellidae
Product: proteoglycan Cow
Exons: 10
Coding region: 148-1674 (508 amino acids)
Biological process (GO): establishment of protein localization to extracellular region
Molecular function (GO): calcium ion binding; protein binding
Source: RefSeq, a predicted model, not a curated record
AAUAAUCAAAGAGUGGUCGCGUCUAGUCCAAGUGAGCCGCGAGAGCAUUGCACUCCUGUCAUUUUCGUAUCCGACAGCCUUCUUCCACAAGAGGAGACUCCAAAGAAGGGGUUUUCCGUUGAAAAAAACCCCGUGAAAGCGGUAGCUAUGAAGUUCAUCCUCGUUCUGACAGUGCUCGUCUUCUGUCUCCUCACGAUUGAGGCGAAGAGAAAGAGGAAAUUUGACAGUGACUUCGAGUUUGCAGAAGAGGAUGAAACAAAACCUACGAAAUCCAUGGAGAAAAAAAGGUGGAUACAUGAUCCUUCAAGUGAUUUAUGUAGACCACUAAACUGUAAGAAGAAAGAAAUAUGCCUGUUAGAAGAUUCAUUCACAGCAGUUUGUGUGUCCAGAAAAGAACUCAAGAAGAAUGGUGACAUCGUAGUUCCCAAGUUGACACAGAAGAAGGAAGAAUCAGUCGAUGAAGACGACGAUGACGAAGAAGAUGAGGAUGACGUAUUCUAUGAUUCGGAUGGCGACCAAGAAUCCAACAGUGAGAAUCUGAGCGAUUCUGUUGUAUGUAAACCCUGUCCAGUUGUCAAACCAACCUUCUUGUGCGGUUCAGACAAUAGGACGUACAGCUCCCUCUGCAGGCUCGACUAUCAUAACUGCAUCCAUCACACCGGCAUCAAAUUAGACUGUAAGGGUUUCUGCCCUUGUAAAGAAAACAAUUCACAUCUUAGGAAAAAACAGCGACAAUCAGACCGUCUCAAUUCUUUCAUGAGCAAGUACAAAGCAACCCUUGAUAAAACAGGAACAGCUAGUGGAGCACUUGGUGGAAAAACCUCACAAUCGAAGUCUGACGUGUAUACUUUCACACCACAAGAUUUCAAGUACGAGAACAAGCACUACAAGUAUAUAAAAUACACCAAAUUCAACAAGGAAAGCAACGACAUCCCAUACACCGAGGACAAGGACAGAUUGAGGGGUUACAACGAGGUAUUGGACAACAAAAUAUCCAAUAAUGAUGUAGAUCCAAUCAUGUCUGGCAAACAAUGUUCUCCCAUAGCUCUUCAAACAAUGGGCAACCGAAUGUUAGAUUGGUUCUCUGUGGUUAUGGCAGAUUCCACGAAGAGGAGGAGGUCCAAGAACAAAUCGAAAGCCCAUUUCCCUCAAACGUGCAAAGGAGAGGUGCGAUGGAUGUUCCAGCACUUAGACAUCAGUGGUGACUCCGAAUUGUCCCUCCAAGAACUGUACGAUCUGGAGCACGACCAGAGUGAGGUAUGCCUUAGGCCUUUCUUGCAACAGUGCGAUGUGGACAAUGAUGAGGUAGUCAGUCCAUUCGAAUGGUGUCGGUGUUUCCAGAGAACUGAGAGGCCUUGCGCAGCUGUCAAACGUAAACUGACACCGGACUUGAUAGAUGUUUAUGUCCCUGAAUGCGACAGCCAAGGCUAUUACAGGUCAAUCCAAUGCCACAGUGCCAUUGGUAUGUGUUGGUGCGUGGACAAACAUGGCGUAGAGUUUGCCAAUACUCGUACAACGUCAAAACCUAAUUGUGAUAAACUUGUCAACAAAUCCCCUCACAACAUCCCCAAACAACUCAGCACCAACUCCAUCGCGGGGUCCGACGAUGAGGAUAGCGAAGACGACGUAGAUCAAGAAGUAGAAGGAAGUGCAGAUCGUCCCCAGGACUAUUAAUAGAAACUGACAACUAGAUGCUUGAAUCUCGCCAUCCUAUAUAUAUUUAUAUAUAUAAAUAUACAUAUACACACUCUUAUUGCCUGUUACCCUACUCGAAAGAUUUUUUAACGUACCAAAAGACUUUUCACACCCCCCUCCCCGAUUUCCAUUUUUCAGAUCUAUAAAUCAAUGUAAUAUAAGGUUUGUAUUUUAAUUUUUUUCGUUCCAGUGUAAAUUGCCUACCGUAGGCAGGUAGGUCAGAUGUGUAGUAGGCAAUAUCGUGUUGUAGUAUAUAGCAGGUCCUCUAGUUAUUCAGCCUUCGAUUUUUGUGGUGCACUGCAACAUCUCUUUACUCUUUUCUAUCCAUCGGUUUAAUUCACAUUUUCAUCUCAAUUUUUUGUCGUCAGUUUGAUAAAUUAUAAGCAAAUUUUUUUGUUUGCUUAUAAAAUAUUAGUGGAGUAGAAUCAUUUCUCUCCAUUUACUCCUAUAUUCUAUUGAGAGUUGAUGAAUUUUGCGCAAGUGCUGUCGUCAUUUGUAGGAAUUAUAAGCAAGUGCACAUAUUUGCUUAUAACGUUUUCUGCUCAGUAAAAUUAUCUUUCUCUUCUUCUAUUUUAAGUCUAGGAAUUUCAAGCAAUUGCUGUCCUAAUUUUCAGCAAUUUCUAUUAAAUGCUUAUAAUUUAUUCACCAUUUUUCACUUAUAAAUACUAUGAGCAUUCACUUCAUUUCAUCAAUUUCAAACACCAGAAUAAAUAAAUUAUUAUUUUCAUCAGUGGCCAUUUUUAUCGAAUGUUCUUACGACUAGAGCGGACUUGCUCUAUAACAUGCUUCAUAAUAAUUUAAGUAUAAACUUACUAGCAGUUAUCUAAACAUUCUAAACUACGGUUUUUAUUAAUUUUAUAAUCGACAAGGUAUAGACUGUAAUUUAGUUGAUUUUGAAAUAGUUUAUUUUUGUAAAUAUCUUUCUUUAACUGUAAGUAAUCCCUUCUAACGUUCAACUUUUGUUUGUUCUUGGUGAUUUUUCGUUUUACUAUAAAAUGUAAUUCGAACAAGAUGCAAUUCUGUAAUAAUUUGUAUUGACUGUUUCUUUAUGAGGGAAAAUAUUUUUUUCCGUGGAUGUCUCGAAUUUUUUGAACAGUAUUUAUCUCUUAGAAUAUUCAAAAGCUUCAUGUUUGUAACGUCUCCCAAAAACAAGUAUUUAUGUGUUAGGUGAAUAUAUCCGUUGUUACACUUAGAGAUUAUUUAUGUGAUUUUUGACGUGUCUAUUGAUUGUUUUUAAAGAUUAAUAUGAAGAAAAACAUUAUUUUAUAUCUAGUUGUAGAAUAUUUAUAUUUACAUGAAUAAUACUCCAUUGAAUAAUUAUUCGAUUAGUAAUAUGUCUGUACAUAAAAAAUUCCUACUUUGAAUAAGAAGAUACUGAUAGAAUUUCGUGCAUUGAAAAAGUAAAAACAUUGAAAAAUUUUCACGAAAAAACAAAACGUUUGUUAUGUUCCCUACCUUAUGGAUGUUUCAAUCGAACAACUAAAUCAGAUACUUCGUUUAUGGUUUUCAACUUAUUCAAUAAAAUUCAAACAUAGA